Messenger RNA from Lolium perenne, 2407 nucleotides. RefSeq names its product arabinosyltransferase XEG113. Gene Ontology annotation, biological process: cell wall pectin biosynthetic process. NCBI's taxonomy places the organism in Eukaryota, Viridiplantae, Streptophyta, Magnoliopsida, Poales, Poaceae. Gene Ontology annotation, cellular component: Golgi apparatus. Gene Ontology annotation, molecular function: arabinosyltransferase activity. The record is from RefSeq and is a predicted model, not a curated record.
AGGUCCCGCCCCCGCCCCCGCCCCCGCCGCCCGCUGACCCCCAACCUCCUCCGCCGGCGACCCCGAUCCCUCCCGCCCGGCGAAAUGGCGCCGUGGUGCCCAGCCGAAUCUACCAAACCGGUCUUCGUCGGGAUCUUCGGGGCCAUCCUCGGCGGCUUCGCCGUCUCCGCCCUCUUCUUCCUCCUCUCUUUCUCCUCCCUCACCGCCCCCGCGCUCCCCUUUCCGGCCGUCACCACCAAUCUCUCCGCUCUCUCCACUCCCUCUCAGCCGGAGACCAUGUACAACCGCCCCAUCUGGAAGCCCCCGCCGCGGGGGUCGCGGAUGCCAUCGCCGCGCGCGUUCCGCCUCACCCGCGACAUGGUGCGCGCCCGCGCCCGCCACGGGGUCAUCGUCGUCACCUUUGGCAACUACGCAUUCAUGGACUUCAUCCUCACCUGGGUGCACCACCUCACCGGCCUCGGCCUCGACAACCUCCUCGUCGGCGCAAUGGACACCAAGCUGCUCCGGGAGCUCUACCUCAGGGGCGUGCCCGUCUUCGACAUGGGCAGCAGGAUGGACACGGAGGACGCAGGCUGGGGGUCCCCCGCCUUCCACAAGAUGGGGAGGGAGAAGGUGCUGCUCAUCAAUGAGCUCCUGCCCUUCGGCUACGAGCUGCUCAUGUGCGACACGGACAUGGUGUGGCUCAAGAACCCCUUGCCCUACCUCGCCCGCUACCCUCACGCGGAUCUCCUCACAUCCAGCGACCAGGUCAUACCCACCGUCACCGACGACAGCCUGGAGAACUGGAGGCAAGUCACCGGGGCAUACAAUAUUGGUAUUUUCCAUUGGCGACCAACAGAACCUGCUAAAAGGCUGGCAAAAGAAUGGAAGGACCUAGUCUUAUCUGACGAUAAGAUAUGGGACCAGAAUGCUUUUAAUGAUCUUGUACACAAAGUUUUUGGACAACCUGUCCAAGGAGAAGAUCAACUUGUGUAUUCAUAUGAUGGAAAACUGAAGCUUGGAGUCCUACCAGCAAGUAUAUUUUGCAGCGGCCAUACCUACUUUGUGCAGGGCAUGUAUCAGCAGCUUCGGCUAGAACCGUAUGCUGUGCACACUACUUUCCAGUAUGCAGGUACUGAAGGAAAGCGCCAUAGAUUACGUGAGGCAAUGCUUUUCUUUGAUCAACCACCUUAUUAUGAUUCACCAGGAGGUUUCCUAUCAUUUAAACCUAAUAUUCCCAAGCAAUUGCUGUUAGAUGGUGCCCAUACCGUUGAAUCACAUUUUCAAUUGGUUAAUUACCAGAUGAAGCAAAUAAGAACAGCAUUGGCCGUGGCUUCCUUGUUAAAGCGGACCCUGGUAAUGCCUCCAUUAUGGUGCAGGCUUGAUAGGAUGUGGUUUGGACAUCCCGGAGUUCUAGAAGGUACAAUGACAAGACAACCUUUUCUCUGUCCAAUGGAUCAUGUAUUUGAGGUACAUAUUAUGCUGAAGGACUUGCCCGAGGAAGAAUUUGGUGCACAUAUUGAUUUCAGAGAAUACUCCUUUCUUGAGAAUCCGUCAUUGCCUAAACAGGUGAAAGAGUCAUUUCUUGAGGUGCAGCUCUGCGAUGGCGAUAGCACCAGCUGCUCCACAGCUAAUGGAACCAAUGAACACAGACCCCUUCUAUUACCAAGGAAUAGCACUGAACAAACGCUUUUGAAUGUCUUCUCUUCGUAUAAGAAUGUCAAAGUCAUACAAUUCUCAUCUAUGGUUGACGCCUUCAGAGGUUUUGCUGAUGCUGCUGUGGAGACGCGGUUUCGGAAUCGUGUGAAGAGAUAUACGGGGAUAUGGUGCUGUGUGGAGUUGCGUGAAAUUGGCCACAUAUACUAUGACAUGUACUGGGAUGAGAAACCAGGCUGGAAGCCACACCCGCCACUGACUAGGGAAGAGGACCAUCCACCUCUGUCCUGAUUUUGGAGGUAUAAAGGAGAGAUUAAUUAUGGAGAGGGAUAACAUUUUGUGAUGAAGGCAAGAUAGAUUAUCAAUUACCACAGGGUUGCUCCUAACGCCAGAGCAGUCUGUUUCUAUCUGUUGAAAAGGCAACCAUUAUUCAUUAGACUGCUUACUCUCAAGAAACACAUGACGAUCAGUUUUGUAGGUCUGUUCUGUAGAUUGGUUCACUUCUGGCUCUGGCAAAGCAGUUUCCUCUUGACCUGUUCUUCUUUCAUAUUUGCCAGAGAAGUCAUGUUGAUGUAGGUUGAGAAUAACACUUUAGAUACCAAGUUGACUCAAAGUUGGUGUAUCAUGUUUAUAGCCCAUACAGGCACCAGCUACUAGUUGAUUUUUUCAGCCUGGUAUCUGAUUGAGGUUUUUUUUGGGAAAUUUAUAGCGGCUGAUACUAAGAUGUAAAUCAACCCGGUAAAGAAAAUCUCAGGAAAGAAUGUGUUUCGUA